Molecule: messenger RNA, 264 nt
Organism: Stereum hirsutum FP-91666 SS1
Lineage: Eukaryota; Fungi; Basidiomycota; Agaricomycetes; Russulales; Stereaceae
Exons: 3
Coding region: 1-264 (87 amino acids)
Source: RefSeq, a predicted model, not a curated record
AUGUCCCUGCACCUGAGGACACCAUCUGCUGCUGUUGAUGCGGUUGAUGUGGUUGAUGCGGUUGAGGAUGUUGAUGCUGGUGGUGGUCGUCCGACGAUCUGGUCGCGGAGGUCAAACUCUAAGGAGGUCUAUGAUGUUGAUGACAGUGACCUGGUUGAGGACGCGUUCAAACUGGAGAACAUCCCAACGACAAGCUCCUUGGCCGCUGCCGUACUCAAGGCAAUCAAGAACACCCACGCCUACAAUCCCCGCCUACGAAAUUGA